This is a messenger RNA of Pseudozyma hubeiensis SY62, 663 nucleotides long. RefSeq lists its product as hypothetical. The transcript is spliced from 2 exons. The coding region runs from base 1 to 663 and encodes 220 amino acids. Lineage: Eukaryota; Fungi; Basidiomycota; Ustilaginomycetes; Ustilaginales; Ustilaginaceae. The record is from RefSeq and is a predicted model, not a curated record.
AUGGAGCGGACUAACUCUAACAAGUCGACGAAAUUAGUCAAUUUUUCUGACGCAUACUUCCGCUUUGAGACGUUUCGUCACAACGCAGAUGCGAUGAUGCCAUUGGCUCGCUCCGUAGCCGGUCCUUCCGUUGGACGCCUUUCGGUUCGAAGAUACGCUGCCAACCCUCCGGGACCGGUCACCUCCAAGUCGGACGCACCUUGGGCGAUCGCCUCGGUCAUCACUUUCGGCGGCCUGUUUGUCUACCUUACCGCUCCCGGCGCAAAGAAGGACGAUCACGCUCACGGCGCCAAGCACGAUGAUGCCGAGCAGGAUGCUGACGACGAUGAACCUGAAGCUCCCAAGGAGCCUAUCGAGCUGCCUGAUGGCAGCAUCGAGCACCCCGAAGGCUUCGUCGAGGUCAAGCGACCCGACAUGCGCGAAGAUGCUCCCGAAGGCGACAAGCAUCUCGAUUCCCAGAGAAUCUCGGACGAGCACGCGCACGAGAAGCAGUCCAAGGUGAAGCGUGAGCCUUCCCUGCCCCACGACGACACCACUUUCAAGCACGGCGUGGCUGCUGCCAAGGACGGCAACCCCAUCUCGGACCCUAAGAAGGUGGUCGCUGCCGCUCACACCGCCAAGCAAGAGAAGGCCCAGGCAAAGGCAGCAUCUGAUGACCAGUAG